UAAAGUAAAUUAAAGUACAUGGAAAUGGGGGUGGGACAACCUUUUUGACCAAUGUUGCAUAGGAUAAAUUUAUAUAAGGUGUAAGACAUCAAGAUAACGUGAUAAGUUUUAGAUAUUUGCGGAUUUUAUGCUGGUUAACAUUUGCUUUGUUUUAAAAAUGAAAAAAAGGAGUGUAUGUGGUAAAGGGUAAGAAUUCGAAGACAACACAUACAAAAUGAAUUUUGGGUAAUAUUCAAAUAACAUUUUAAGCUAAUUGAAAACUAAGCUUUAAUAGAUUACCUUGUAAGGAAAUAAUGAAAGAUGGAAUGCAACAUUAGAAUGAAAAAUUGUGGUAAUCACGCAAAAGACAAUGUACGAAGAGAAGAGAAUACGUGAUCAAUGUUAAGAAAAAGACUUUAAAUACUCUUGAAUUUGUAUGAAAAAUUGAUCGGUGAAUAAACGUGUUUGAAAGCUCCAACACGUCGUCGUAGUCAAUAUGGGACAACUUCCCUAAUCCUGUCGUACUACUUAGCAAGCAGGAUCGAUCUAUCUCCGAUUGUAUUCUCACUAAAUCGCCGGAAUUCCAUACCAUUUCAGAAAAAAACUUAAAAAACAUAAAGUGUAAUUUUAUGCACGUGAUUGUCCUAUGAUACAUGUAGCCUGUUGAAGUUAAAAAUGAAUAAACUUGCGCUGGUUCAAAUUUUUUUUAUUAUUAUUUUACAGUUUUACAUUACAUUCACGUGUGAACAACAACAUAUGUGACACCUGUGACAAUUCACUCCGCAUGGAGUCCACACUUUUUCAACAUGGAAAACACGUGUGACCAACAACAUAUGUGACACCUGUGACAAUUCACUCCGCAUGGAGUCCACACUAGAGGGACCCACUGCAUCGUCACCUCUAACACAAUUGGUCACAACCAUAUGUUACAAUAUUUGACAUAGCCUAUACCAGUACAUACAACGCCAAUUAAGCUAUUCUAUGCACGAAUGCUCUCUAACAUGACGUACCAAGUCAUACCGAUCUAUGUUUUGGCCGCUACAGGUUUGGAGGAAGAAGUCUGAUUUGCAUCAAAUCUCCCUCCCCACGUUUUCUAUUAGACUGCGUUAAGCUUCUAACAUCUUACCAGCUGGAUUGAGCCAACUAAUACUAUGGUGGGGGAUUCUCGCUAUAGUGCAAAUCAGCUGAGGCUUGUCAGAAAUUAAAGCCAAUUAAAGUGACUGCACUUACAGAUAAUCUACCACAGAGUUGGAUCGAUCCAGCAAGUACUAUGGGUUUAUCUGAACGCUCCCUUCCAUUGCGUAACCGCUAUCCAAUCACGUUGCGAUCUUAUUACUUCAUGACCUCAUUUUUAACUUUACACCAAUCAAUCAACGCGAAACAAUCCGUGUUUACAAUCCCGCACUCACACUACUCGACCUCACCAUAGACCUUCCAUUAAUGUACAUUGUGCCACACACAAAGCCAGAUUCGCCAUUUAGAUUUUUUCUCCGGUCACAAUCGUCACCAACAAUAUCCAGAGCGCCAGAUUAGUAAUGGCACAAAAGCCAAAUUACACAGCACGGAACUACCUGAGCGUCAGCCUUCCAAAUCUGGUGCUGGGGGCAUCACUUGUUUCUCUACCUCGCGAGGAGCAAGCUGAAGACAGCCUCGCAGAACCGCCCUCAAAGAAUGAGCUGGAGGGGUUGGCUCUGUGUGAUCACGUGGAUAGCGGAUGGUCUUGGGUUAUCAUGGUAACGGGGACAUUGGCGCUUUUCAUUGCAAAUGGUUUUUGCUACAGUUGUGGCGUCCUUUACCUUCCGUUGUUAGAAGCCUUUGGCGAAGGCGAGGUUAUGACGUCACUGGUGGGUUCGAUACUAUUGGGUCAAGGCAUUGUAUCGGCUUUUAUUGCUUCCAUAUUAUGUGACAAGCUGGGUUGUCGCAAGGCAUGUGCUCUGGGUGCUGUAGUCGCUGCAGCUGGACUUGGAGCAAGCUUCUUCGCCACAAGCUGUGCGUUCCUCAUAGUCACGUAUAGUGCAGUUGCAGGUAUUUUUUUAUCUCUUAUUAAUGAUCAACACAAUACCCAGCUUUUCUCAGGUGCUGGCUUGGUGAUCAGCUACCAAGCUGCCACUAUUAGUGUGGCCCACUACUUCCACGAGAGAAGACCAUUCGCCAUGGCCUUUAUUCAGGUGGGGUCCAGUCUCGGACAGGUGGUCGUCGCUCCACUUACACACUAUUUUGUGGAUGAAUACACCUGGCGAGGAGCCAUGUUGUUACUGUCUGCUAUCAGUUUGCAUCUUUUGGUAGUGGCAGCUUUGCUGCGGCCUCACAGAACAGAGCACUUUCAAAAGCAACUUAAAAAUGGCGUCCUGUUCGACUUCACGGUGUUGAAGAACGUGCCGCUGCUGCUUUUAACGCUUAACGUUGUUCUGUUGAAUGUGGUGCUAGGGUUAUUAUUUUUCCAUCUACCUGCUUAUGCAGUGUUCUCAGGAACCUCAAUUCACAAAGCUUCAUUGCUGCUUUCUCUCAUAGGAUUUACGGGCCUUUUUGCAAAGCCACUCUUUGGAGCAGCCAUGAAUCACCCGGAUGUUGACCAAUGUACUGUUUACAGCAUGUCGCAAACGCUCACUGGGGUCUUGAUGACACUGUCUCCGAUAUUAAUGGCUGACUUUUCGGGACAGAUGAUUUUUGUUUUGCUUUUCGCCAUCUACACAACUCCGUAUUUCGCUGGAAUAGUUGCAAUAUUUUUACAGCAUGUAUCGACCAAGCACCACGGAGCAGCACUGGGACUUCUACAAUGUGGAGGCGGUCUUGGAAUACUAUUUGGACCAUUUAUCGGAGGUACGUUCAGAAUAAACAUGACACCUGUAUUUAAUACCUGAUCAUUCAUAUCACUUAAAUAAAGGGGAAAUUAAGCACAUUGAUAAACACUCUUCACUUGUAACAAUCUGACAGGGUCGCCCACUCCAGUUUAAAGGUAUU
This is a messenger RNA of Lingula anatina, 2940 nucleotides long. Its product is annotated as monocarboxylate transporter 13-like. NCBI's taxonomy places the organism in Eukaryota, Metazoa, Brachiopoda, Lingulata, Lingulida, Lingulidae. Gene Ontology annotation, biological process: transmembrane transport; monocarboxylic acid transport. The record is from RefSeq and is a predicted model, not a curated record. Gene Ontology annotation, molecular function: monocarboxylic acid transmembrane transporter activity.